Linderina pennispora is the source of this 930-nucleotide messenger RNA. Its product is annotated as ribonuclease T2. The annotation marks the transcript as partial. The transcript is spliced from 4 exons. Gene Ontology annotation, biological process: RNA catabolic process. Gene Ontology annotation, molecular function: RNA binding; ribonuclease T2 activity. The record is from RefSeq and is a predicted model, not a curated record. NCBI's taxonomy places the organism in Eukaryota, Fungi, Kickxellomycota, Kickxellomycetes, Kickxellales, Kickxellaceae. Gene Ontology annotation, cellular component: extracellular region.
AUAAAUCUGCAUCUUCAACAAUAUUCUGCAUUGAAACCCCUCCACCCAAUUCCAGCCAACUACCAUGCGUUUCGCCUCCAUUACUUUCAUUGCCUGCGCCGUCCUCUAUCGCUUCGCCUGAUAUCGCCAUGGGUGCCUCCACUGGCUCCAAGGGAUCAGCUGUUGGCUCCAAGGGAUCGGCAGGUAAGGUCAAGCCUGCUCCCGCCUCUGCAGCCAAGUCAAAGGCGCCGGCUCUCCCUAAAUCGAAGGCCACCGCAUCGCACACGGCCACCGCAUCGCACACGGCCACCUCAACCAGCGCUGCACCUACCUCAACCAACCUGACGCACGACAAUGCCCAACCGGCGUCCUCUCGUGCUCCACACAGACCAAGACCACCGAUCAUUGCUGCUUCGAGCAGAACGGACCAGUACGUCCUGUCGCAGCAAUGGACCAAGGGGCUGGGCACCGAUGAUUACUUCACCAUGCACGGUCUGUGGCCAAACACCUGCUGCGGUUCACGGGUGUACAAGAAACCGCUGAAGCCUGCGCUGGUGACUGACAUGACAAAGUACUGGCCGUCGAAGGGCAAGCCCAAUGAUGAGUUCUGGGGCCAUGAGUGGUCGAAGCACGGUACCUGUGUGACUACCCUGCGCCCGCAGUGCUACAAGUCGUACAGCAAGAACCAGGACAUCGUCGACUACUUCACCAAUGCCAUGAACCUGCACAAGAAGUACGACUAUGCUGCUGCCCUGAAGAAGCACAGCAUUGUGCCGGACAGCACGAACCUUGUCAAGGCUGCUGACUUCAAGAAGGCUAUCCACACUGAGCAUGGCGUCAAUGUCGUGCUCAAGUGCAAGACUAACCCUGCCACCAAGGUCAGCGAGCUCAACGAGGUCUGGACUUACUUCCACGUCCAGGAUCUGAACACUUACAUUGGGACCCAGCCAG